CAAAUCUUUCAAUCUCAAAGCAUCUUUGACUGCUCUUAAUCCACUUACAAAAAAAAGUCUAAAACCCUAACAUCGCCCUUUUUCAAAACUGCGUAAUACAGAAGGAGAAGACGAGGAAAAAAGACAAAACGCUAGCAUCUACAGACGCGUAAAACCACCGCAACUACUCUUUUUUUUCAUCGCCGGCCUGAAAAAUGUCGACCACCCGUAGGAUCCGCGGCGAGAAUCGGUUUUACAACCCACCUCCGGUAAGGAAACUUCAACAGGAGCGUGAGAAGAAGAGACUUGAAGAAGAGGAAGAAAAGAAGAGGAAAGCCAAGGAGAUGCUCGAUCAACAGAUUACGGCUUCGUCGGAGAAGGAGAUGAAGCGACCUUUAUCCCCCGCUGGAUCGCCUGAGGAGUGCUCCACCUCCGAUUGCUCUGUGCCGGGUCGGGUCUCAACCACCACCGCCGAAAGCUCGUCAAAUUUGGGGCGGUUUCUUGAUUGCACCACUCCCGUUGUUCAUACCCAACACCUACCUAUGACAAGCAUCAAGGGGUGGAGAACACGCGAACCGGAGUACUGUCCCUACUUCUUGCUGAAUGAUUUGUGGGAUUCGUUCGAGGAGUGGAGCGCCUACGGUGUUGGGGUUCCUCUUCUCUUGAAUGGGAUCGAUUCGGUUGUUCAGUAUUAUGUUCCCUAUCUCUCUGGGAUUCAGCUUUAUGAAGACCCAUCAAGAGCCUGCACAAGCAGGAGGAGAGCUGGCGAAGAAAGUGAUGGUGAUUCGCCUAGAGACAUGAGUAGCGAUGGAAGCAAUGACUGUAGAGACAUCUCUCAGAGCUUAUACAGAGUCUCUUUGGAAGAGAAACCAUUCGUUGGCUCUUCGAGUGAUGAGAGUGAAGCCGGAGGUAACUCUCCUGGUGACCUCGUCUUUGAGUAUCUUGAGGCUGCUAUGCCAUUUGGCCGCGAACCAUUGACCGACAAGGCAAGUUUAUCGUCGCUGCUUAUACAUAUCACAAAUAUCUCAAACCUGUCAUCACAAUUUCCAGCACUCAGAACAUACAGGAGCUGUGAUCUAUCGCCUUCGAGUUGGGUAUCUGUUGCUUGGUACCCGAUAUAUCGAAUACCAUUAGGUCAAUCAUUACAAAACCUCGACGCUUGCUUUUUAACAUUCCACUCCUUAUCAACACCCUCUCGAGGUACAAGCAAUGGGGAAGGUCCAAGCUCAAGCAAAUCUGUUGCACCAUCGAAGCUUCCAUUGCCCAUUUUCGGUCUCGCGUCUUACAAGUUUAAGCUGUCGGUGUGGAGCGCAGAUAGUGACGUGGACGAGAACCAGCGAGUCGGGACGCUGCUACGAGCGGCUGAAGAGUGGCUGAGGCGGUUGAAGGUUACGUUGCCGGACUUCAGACAUUUCGUAUCGCAUAGUGGUUCGGCGUGGAGAUGAUAUUUAUUUUGAGUCACUUCUGUAAUCUGAAGUAAUAAAUAAGGAGUGAUGAUAUAUAGCAAAAGUGAAACGUUUUUCAGCUACUUUUGUGUUGUUUUUGAAGGGAAAUGAGAAUUUGUACAGACAGUGAUAAUUAGUACAUUUGUUAUGCUACUGUGGAGGCUUUGUUAUGUAAUCAAUACGGAUUUGGAAGAGUAAAAGAGAGCUUUUUCGUUCAUAUUGAUUAUUAUACAGUUGUUUUGUCAUCUGUGUGUAUAUAUAUUAUUGACAAUGAUUCUG
Molecule: messenger RNA, 1703 nt
Organism: Thlaspi arvense
Lineage: Eukaryota; Viridiplantae; Streptophyta; Magnoliopsida; Brassicales; Brassicaceae
Source: the annotation of a GenBank genome assembly